This is a messenger RNA of Enhydra lutris kenyoni (northern sea otter), 1172 nucleotides long. RefSeq names its product V-set and transmembrane domain containing 2A. The coding region runs from base 450 to 1172 and encodes 240 amino acids. The record is from RefSeq and is a predicted model, not a curated record. NCBI's taxonomy places the organism in Eukaryota, Metazoa, Chordata, Mammalia, Carnivora, Mustelidae. The transcript has 5 exons.
AGUUAAAGGCAUCAUCGCAGCCAUUAGAGGGAAAAGUUGCGGCGCGGCGAGCCCGGCGAAGUCCUCCCGCCCGCCCCUCUUGCCCACUCCCCACUUCCCGAGCUGGCUGGGCGUUUAGGGAGGGCAGUGAUCACGCAAGCCGGAGCAGCGGGCUGACGUUGGACGAGCUGCCAGGUAGCACAAAGCAGACAGCGAAGCCGCGGAGGCACUUCCCCGCGUUGCAAGCCCGAGUGUGGACUCGAAGCCUCUCCGAAUCCGAGCCAGCUGGUUUUAACCUUCGCGAAUUGCACUCCCCUCUCCCCAGAGCCAGUCCUCGCGGAGCGAGCAGCAGGAUGAUUGCAGUGUCGCGCGCAGGGCUCUGAGACUGAGCCUCUGAGACGUUUGCAUUCCUUUCUUCGGGGGCUUUUUGGCUGUUGGCUUCACUGAUGUGACCCCCCCCCCCUUUUGGAAUGAUGGGGAUCUUUUUGGCAUAUGUUGGAUUUGUUUUCUUUUCCGUUUUAUAUGUACAACAAGGGCUGUCUUCUCAAGCAAAAUUUACCGAGUUUCCGCGGAACGUGACGGCGACCGAGGGGCAGAAUGUGGAGAUGUCUUGCGCUUUCCAAAGUGGCUCUGCCUCGGUGUAUCUGGAGAUCCAGUGGUGGUUCCUGCGGGGGCCCGAGGACCUGGAGCCCGGGGCCGAGGUGGCUGGUGCGCAGGUGGAGCUGGUGCCCGACCGAGACCCCGACAACGACGGGACCAAGAUCAGUACAGUGAAAGUCCAAGGCAAUGACAUCUCUCACAAGCUUCAGAUUUCCAAAGUGAGGAAAAAGGAUGAAGGUUUAUAUGAAUGCAGGGUGACAGAUGCCAAUUACGGAGAGCUACAGGAACACAAAGCCCAGGCCUACCUGAAAGUCAAUGCCAACAGCCAUGCCAGGAGGAUGCAGGCCUUUGAAGCCUCGCCCAUGUGGCUGCAAGACAUGAAGCCUCGCAAGAACGUCUCCGCAGCCAUUCCCAGCAGCAUCCACAGCUCCGCCAACCAGCAAAUGCACUCCACCUCCAGCCCUCAAGCGGUAGCCAAAAUCCCCAAACAAAGUCCACAAUCAGCAAAGAGCAAAUCGCCUGUAAAAUCUACGGAGCGGACAGCAAAGUUGACCCUAAACUCCAAGCACCACUCUGCACCCACUGUUCUCUAA